Messenger RNA from Platichthys flesus (European flounder), 2427 nucleotides. It is a transcript of the gene ndor1, whose product is annotated as NADPH dependent diflavin oxidoreductase 1. Gene Ontology annotation, molecular function: NADPH-hemoprotein reductase activity; flavin adenine dinucleotide binding; FMN binding. The record is from RefSeq and is a predicted model, not a curated record. NCBI's taxonomy places the organism in Eukaryota, Metazoa, Chordata, Actinopteri, Pleuronectiformes, Pleuronectidae. The coding region runs from base 1 to 1782 and encodes 593 amino acids. Gene Ontology annotation, cellular component: cytosol. The transcript has 14 exons.
AUGUCGCAGCCCAGUCUCCUGGUCCUGUACGGGAGUCAGACUGGAACCGCCCAGGACACGGCCCAGAGGAUCCUACGACAGGCCAAGAGGAGGUGGCUGCAGGUCCGGGUGCUGCCUCUGGACAGUUACAACGUGGCCGAGCUGAUCUCAGAGCCCCUGGUGGUCUUCGUGUGUGCCACCAGCGGACAAGGAGAAGCUCCAGACAACAUGAAGAACUUCUGGAGGUUUCUCUUUAAGAAGUCUUUACCGGUUGGAUCUCUCAGUCGGCUGGACUGUGCCGUGCUGGGCCUCGGGGACUCGUCCUAUCCAAAGUUCAACUUCGUGGCCAAGAAGCUUCAGAAGCGCCUGGUGCAGCUCGGGGCCCGCCUGCUGCUUCCUGUCGGGCUGGUGGAUGACCAGCACGACCUGGGGCCGGACGCGGUGAUCGACCCGUGGCUCUCCUCCUUCUGGGAGGAGGUGCUGCUCCUCUACCCGUCUGUGGCUGACGUGGCUCCACUGAGGGAAGAUGAACCACUCCCCCCAACAUACAAGUUCCACUUCCUGGAUGAUGUGAAGGAGGAGGUCGACCACCGGCUGAGGAGCACCGAGCAGACGCUCCCCUCCGCGUCUCAGGCCUUUCCUGCCAGACUGGUGUCCAACAGGAGGGUAUCAGACGUGUCCCACUUCCAGGAAGUGAGGCACAUCGAGUUUGACAUCACUGGAUCCAACAUCCAGUUCGAUGCCGGUGACGUGGUGAGCAUGCGUCCCUGUAACGCACCAGAAGACGGACGACAAUUCUGCCAGCUGCUGGGAUUAGAUCCAGACGCCCGGUUCACGCUGAGAGCCACGGACAACACUGCAGUUCCAGCCGGACUUCCUCAGCCUUGCACCGUGCGCCACCUGGUGGAGAGCUACCUGGACAUCGGCGCUGUGCCGCGCCGCUCCUUCUUUGAGCUGCUGUCCACGUUCGCCACCGACGAGCUGGAGCGGGAGAAGCUGGUGGAGUUCAGCUCGGCUGCAGGUCAGGCCGAGCUGCACAGCUACUGCAACCAGCUGCGACGCACCGCGCUGGAGGUUUUGGCGGAUUUCCCAAAGACAACGGCCGAACUCAAAGUGGAUUAUCUCCUGGACCUUUUCCCUGAGAUCCAGCCUCGGUCUUUCUCCAUCGCCUCCUCGCUCCAGGUUCAUCCAAACCGGCUUCAGAUCCUCGUAGCUGUUGUUUGCUACAAAACCAAGUUGUUUAAACCCCGAAGAGGCCUCUGCUCCAGCUGGUUGUCCUCCCUGGACCCAGAACAAGGGGACGUGCGUGUUCCUCUGUGGGUGAAGAAGGGAAGUCUGAAGUUCCCUAAAGACCAGGACACUCCUGUGAUCAUGGUCGGACCCGGGACCGGAGUGGCCCCGUUCAGGGCGGCGUUACAAGAGAGGACCGCUGAGGGAAAGACCGCCAACGUCCUGUUCUUCGGCUGUCGCUCCCAGUCCAAGGACUUCUACUUCAGGUCAGAGUGGGAGGAGAUGACGGAGGCCGGACGUCUGACCCUCUUCACGGCCUUCUCACGAGACCAGGAGGAGAAGGUGUACGUGCAGCACCGUGUGGCGGAGAACGCUGCGCUGCUCUGGGAUCUGAUCGUUAACAAACGUGGCUGCUUCUACAUCGCUGGGAAUGCUAAACAGAUGCCGGCCAGCGUGAGCGACGCGUUGAGAGGUGUGUUCCAGCAGGAGGGGGGCGUGUCCUCAGAGGAAGCCGAGCAAAUGCUGGUGGCCAUGGAGCGGGGGGGGCGACUCCAGAGCGAGACGUGGUCGUGAGACGUGUUGCCUGUGACCCGGAAUCAAGACGUUGGUUCAUCACAUGGUUCCAGCUUCUUCUGAGCUCAGAACCACGAGCUGCUGCUGGAACAUCAGGAAACCGACUGAGAGAGAAGAGCAGGGUUCUAAAACCUGAAGCUGAGAAGAGUCCUGCUCCUCCUGCUCCUCCUGCUCCUCCUCCUGCUCCUGCUCCUGCUCCUCCUGCUCCUGCUCCUCCUCCUCCUGCUCCUCCUCCUCCUGCUCCUACUGCUCCUGCUCCUCCUGCUCCUCCUGCUCCUACUGCUCCUGCUCCUCCUGCUCCUCCUGCUCCUCCUGCUCCUCCUCCUCCUCCCACACACUCAUAAAUAUCAGUCUGAUUAUUUUCAUCAAGAUCCAUGAAUUAACCUGAUUUCUCCUCUUUCAUGAAGUCAAAGUUGAUCUUAGAGUAAAUUAUGAAAAAGUCAAUAUGAAAUUUUAUUCAAACGUGAACGUCCGUCUUGUUUUCACAUUGAGGCUGAAAAUGAAUCCAGUAAUUUUUUUUACUUUAUUCAAUCAAAUCUUUUUUGGGGGGAUUGGCUCCAUUUAAACUUUUACACUUGUUUUAUUUGACUGUUGUCUUUUGAAGUUAAAUGUAAACUUUAUCUUCAUUAAAUCUUAAAACCCCAA